UAACAGCCUAUAAAUACCUCAUUCAGUUUCAUUGUAUCCAUUAUCCAAAUUUAAAAAUCUGAAACCCAUUCCAAAAUUCCAUUCUCUCUGAAUCGACGAUCGGAAAAAGAUGGCGUUGAAUAUCGCUCGGAUUGCGGCAAUGGCUGGAACUACUGUUUCGGGAGAAUCGGGAUCAAGUUCAUCGGUAACGGCGAUGUGGAAAUCUCCCGUGACUAGUCAUCGAUGCAGGAUUAUUCAGAUGCCGGUUGAGUUCGCCGACGGUAGAAUAACGCCGGCGCGGAGUCCGUGUAGGUCUAGGCAACUGAGUCCUUGUCGGACUCCGCCGCGGAGUCCGGUGUACGGAGGAAUACGGGCGGAUUUAUUAUCGGUUGCGUGUCAGGCUUAUUUGGCGACGGAUUAUUUAGAACCGGCUCCGCCGUAUGUGGUGGAGGAGGGAGAUUUGUCUGAAUACAGAGAAGGACGUGGUGCGCAUGGUAAGGAGAGUGGGGUGCCGGUUUAUGUGAUGAUGCCUUUAGAUAGUGUGACGAUGAACCAUACGGUGAAUCGGAAGAAGGCGAUUAAUGCGAGUUUUCAGGCUUUGAAGAGUUCUGGUGUGGUGGGGAUCAUGAUGGAUGUGUGGUGGGGUCUGGUCGAGGGAGACUCACCGGGAUCGUACAAUUGGGGAGGUUACAAUGAGUUAAUCGAGAUGGCUAAGAAGAAUGGGCUUAAGGUUCAAGCCGUUAUGUCUUUUCAUCAGUGUGGUGGAAACGUUGGCGAUUCUUGCACUAUUCCUUUACCCAAGUGGGUGGUGGAGGAGAUUGACAAGGACCAGGACCUUGCUUAUACUGAUCAAUGGGGAAAGAGGAACUACGAGUACGUUUCCCUUGGAUGUGACACCAUCCCAGUUCUUAAGGGUCGCACUCCUGUUCAGUGUUACGCUGAUUUCAUGCGUUCAUUUAGAGACAACUUCAAACACCUUCUUGGUGACACCAUUGUGGAAAUUCAAGUGGGAAUGGGUCCAGCUGGUGAGCUUCGUUACCCUUCAUACCCAGAGCAGAAUGGUACUUGGAGAUUCCCAGGAAUUGGAGCUUUCCAGUGUUUUGACAAGUACAUGAUCAAAAGUUUGAAAGCUGCAGCAGAAGCAAAUGGUAAGCCAGAAUGGGGUAGCACAGGUCCCACUGAUGCUGGUCACUACAAUAACUGGCCUGAAGAUACCCCCUUUUUUAAAAAGAAAGGUGGAGGUUGGAACAGUACUUAUGGUGAAUUCUUCCUCACUUGGUAUUCCCAGUUGCUGAUCGACCACGGGGAGAGAAUUGUCUCCGCAGCCAAGUCUAUUUUCGAGGACACCGGUGCAAAGAUCUCGGUGAAGAUUGCUGGAAUUCACUGGCACUAUGGGACCAGAUCCCAUGCCCCUGAGCUCACAGCAGGCUACUACAACACCCGUUUCAGAGAUGGUUACUUCCCCAUCGCCCAAAUGUUAGCUAGACACGGCGCCAUAUUCAACUUCACUUGCAUUGAGAUGCGAGAUCACGAGCAGCCUCAAGACGCCCUAUGCUUACCAGAGAAGCUCGUUAGACAAGUUAUCAUGGCCACACAGAAGGCACAAGUUCCACUCGCUGGCGAAAACGCACUGCCCCGUUACGAUGAUUAUGCUCUCGAGCAGAUCUUACAGGCAGCAUCGUUUAACUUUGAAGGUAGCAAUGGAGAAGGAGAGAUGUGUGCAUUCACUUACUUGAGGAUGAAUCCAUAUCUGUUUGAGGACGAUAACUGGAGACGAUUUGUGUGUUUCGUGAAGAAGAUGAAGGAAGGAAAAGGUUCCAAUAAGUGUUGGGAGGAAGUGGAAAGGGAAUCAGAGGAUUUUGUACAUAUUACUGAGCCAUCAGUGCAAGAAGCAGCUCUUGAUCUUAUACACUGAAAGAAAGUAUAUAUAACUUAUGGCAUUUAGUUACAAUAUAAGGCUUGUUUGUUUAGUGUUUUGUAUACACAAACAAGGAACUUGUAUUGGCAUUAUUAGUUCAACCAAAAAAAUUACUGGUUUUCUUUCCACAGUUCUUUUUCUUAUGCUGUGGAUUGAAUUGAAAUGGGUUUUGGGAUCUGUAUUUUGAAGUCUAAAACCCCAUAAACUUUGUUAUACAAACCUUCAUUAAUCAAUGAAACAUAUUAGUUUUUUCUUUUUUUUUUUAA
Messenger RNA from Cannabis sativa, 2163 nucleotides. RefSeq names its product beta-amylase 1, chloroplastic. Gene Ontology annotation, biological process: polysaccharide catabolic process. The record is from RefSeq and is a predicted model, not a curated record. The coding region runs from base 110 to 1894 and encodes 594 amino acids. The transcript is spliced from 4 exons. Gene Ontology annotation, molecular function: beta-amylase activity. Lineage: Eukaryota; Viridiplantae; Streptophyta; Magnoliopsida; Rosales; Cannabaceae.